Molecule: messenger RNA, 2149 nt
Organism: Bactrocera dorsalis (oriental fruit fly)
Lineage: Eukaryota; Metazoa; Arthropoda; Insecta; Diptera; Tephritidae
Product: carbonic anhydrase 7
Exons: 6
Coding region: 466-1461 (331 amino acids)
Cellular component (GO): cytoplasm
Molecular function (GO): carbonate dehydratase activity; zinc ion binding
Source: RefSeq, a predicted model, not a curated record
GUUCACUAUUGAAGCGCGCGUCUUAGUGAACAGUUCGUGGCCAGCUACAACGGCUAGCUUGGGCAAUAAAAAUUUUUGUGGCACACAAAAGUUCAAAUUAGGCGAAAAAAGAAAUUUUUCAAAUUUCAACAUACCUGAUUUCGAGUUGUAAGCGCAAAGAAAUUGUUAAGUGACUGCCUAGUCAAGUAUACAAAAGAUUGCGCAAUAAUUUAAACGCGGCUUAAAUUACAACAAAGUGUGCUAGAAGCCAACUUUAGGUUAAACCGACACGUCGCGGACGCAUUGCAAUCUCGGCAGCUAAACUACUAGUUUAUGUGCGCAUUGUGUAAGUGAGUGACCGUCAAAACUCGGUGUCAUUAAAACAAACAAACAAGCGGCAAAAGUCAAGCUAAAUUACUUGGCUGGCAGUUGUGACCGCAAAUCUUACAGUUUCUGUUGAAAAAUUUGUGUAUUUCUUAGAAAAAAAUGCAGACUUACAAUUUAGAUGCCGCGACGCUGCUCGCUUUAAUUUGCUGUAAUGUUUUUGGUGUGACGUUUGCCAACGAUUUCGCCUACAAUGGAGCAAUGGGACCCGAUCAUUGGGGUGAACAGUUCAGUACGUGCAGUGGCAAGCAUCAAAGUCCGAUCAAUAUUGAUUCGGUUAAUGUGAUCAGACGAACUUAUCCGCCACUAAUUGCUGAACAUUUUGGUUCACAGCCAAUUAGCGCUGAAAUAUUAAACAACGGCCAUACAGUGGUCGUACGUCUUGAGUACGCUGAAGAACGUCCAACCGUAUGGGGUGGUCCAUUAGUCGGUGAAUUUGUUUUCGAACAGUUACAUUUUCACUGGGGCGAUAAUGAUACAUUCGGCAGUGAGGAUCGCAUCAACAAUGUUUCUUUUCCAGCUGAGUUGCAUAUGGUUUUCAGGAAUAUCAAGUAUCCCACCUUCGAAGAGGCGGCGGCGAAGAGCAACGGUGUGGCUGUUUUGGCAUAUUUCUAUAAGAUAACAAGAAAAGAUAAUCCUGAAUAUGAUGAGUUCACGGAGCUAUUAGAACAUGUAGUCAAACCAGGCACGGUUGCUAAGUUCAGUAAUCCACCAUUACUUUGGGAUUUCAGUCACAUUGGAAUUGACGAUUAUUAUACGUAUAUAGGAUCGUUGACUACGCCCCCUUGUAGUGAGGAUGUGAACUGGAUUGAUUUUAAAGAACCAGUACAUAUCUCUGCAAAUCAGAUCGAGCGUUUCCGUCAUCUCCACACUAACGACAAUUCGCCAAUGACACACAAUUACCGCCCACUUCAGCCGCUUAAUGAUCGGACUGUCUAUUCUUCGCUGACGUUGAGAGAGCCAAAGCGUCGUAUCAAACAGCCGGCCAGUGAUAUACCUUUUGUAGAUAAUAUGGUUGGCGGUGCCACGAUGCAGAAACCUUUUGUGGUCGGUGUUGCAACCAUCAUGCUUUCGUUGAGUUUGUUGGUCGCUGUGUGAAUGAAAAUUCCUAAAUUUUCUUAAAUGUAAUGGCUUAACAGUAUAUAUAAGUUGUACCUAUUACCAACUAUAUUUGUGUGGUCAGUUGUGUAACAAUUAUUAUUUGCCUAAUUCGACGCUUACCAAAGUAUCAGUAUUGCAAGUAGACAAAUAUCCAGUGUGCUUAAGUAUACAUUAUUACACUGGAAUGGAUUCGGAUAAGUCUUAAAUAAAAUCGAAGAUGUCACCAUAAAUUUAUUUUGUCUACAACUUUUAAUCGUCUCCAAUCCGAAAAAUUUUGUAUGUGACACUCUUGAACUUGAUAUUAUCGCCUGAGGGAAUUGAAUUUAUAAAGCAUUGUACGCAUUAUGUUUUAAGAACCACCCUAAUUAAUAUACAUUCUCUCAUUUGUAAUUAUUAAUAAGAUAAAUACAUAUGGCACUUUCACCAGUAUGUUAAAUAAUGUAAUUGUUAAUUAAGUUCAUACAUACAUACAUUCUUGUAGUUUUAGUUACAAUUAAUUGAAAGCAGUAUUCUUACAGCAUACAAAUCCUCUGAUGAAUUAGUUAAAUGCAAAUAUGUAUACUUAAGUAUAAGUAUGUAUGUUAAUUUUGUGAUUUUUUAGAGAAAAUUCUGUAUGUAAUAAACUCAAAAUUGUUUUCUGAAUAUGUAUACUCUCGUUUUGUAAAUAAAUAUCUUUAAAAAUUCA